Molecule: messenger RNA, 1233 nt
Organism: Aspergillus calidoustus
Lineage: Eukaryota; Fungi; Ascomycota; Eurotiomycetes; Eurotiales; Aspergillaceae
Source: the annotation of a GenBank genome assembly
AUGGCAGACGUACCAAAGCCGGUGGAUACCACGGCGUACAAGCCUCAUCCCACCGAGAAGAUGAAGGCAGCUCUCUGGACGGGCACAAAAUCGAUCGAGCUGGGUGAGGUACCAAAGCCCACCGUCACCGCGCCCAAGGACGCCAUUGUGCACAUCACCCACUGCACCAUAUGUGGCUCGGACCUGCAUAUGUAUGCUGGCGAUCUGAAUAAGGUCAUGGAAAAGGGGUUGAUCAUGGGCCACGAGGCCAUCGGCAUUGUCGAAGAAGUCGGGCCGCAAGUCAAGAACUUGAAGGCAGGAGACCGGGUGGUCAUCUUGCCGGUCAUUGCAUGCGGAGAAUGCUUCUACUGCAAGCGCAAGGAGUUCUCUCUCUGCGACCGAACCAACCCGUCCAAGGAACUGGAGCAAAUGUACGGCCAUCGCCUAUCCGGCAUCUUUGGCUAUUCCAAGAUCACGGGGGGAUACCCUGGCGACCAAGCUGAAUACUGCCGCGUCCCUAACGCGGAUCUGACCUGCGUCAAGGCUCCGAAGAAUGUCGAUGCUAAGAAACUGCUUGGGCUUGCAGAUGUGACACCUACUGCGUGGCACGGCUGCGAGCUGGCGGAAGUGGGUGAAGGCGACGUCGUUGGCGUCUGGGGCUGUGGUCCAGUCGGCCUCUCAAUCCAACGGUUGGCGAAGUAUCGUGGAGCCAGCAAGGUUUACGCAAUGGACAAGGACGUGAAUCGGCUCAAUAUCGCAAAGUCUUUUGGCAUGAUUCCGGUCAAUGUGAAAGAGCACAACGAUCCGGCAGCUUACAUUUUAUCUGUUGAAUCGCGUGGUCUGGACCGCGGUAUCGAAGCGAGCGGUUUUCGUAGUACGAACACGGCCGCUCACGCUACCAUGAGAGCACUGAGUCUUGAGGGCGACAGCUCCGACACCGCCAGCGCGGUGAUCAAGGCAACGCGCAAGGGCGGGAAUAUCGCUCUAAUUGGCGACUUCUUCUUUACGACCAACGACUUCCCCAUUGGAAUGUUGAUGGAGAAAGCCAUCACCCUGCGCGGUGGGCAGCUCUACGCCGAGAAGUACUUCCCGUUCCUUCUAGACAUCGUUGUCGAAGGCAACUACGACCCCUCAUUCAUGUUUACACACGAAGACAAGUUCGAAAACAUCUCAAAGAGCUACGACGCAUUCUACAACCACAAAGUGCCUGGAGGGUUAAAAGUGUGCCUGGCGACAGCCUUUGGCCGGGCAUAA